CACAAGGAACGGUUUGAUACAUAUAUUGCAAUGGCUUCGGUCGCAACAGGAGUGACCACUGCGAUGGUCUUGCGGCAUUCCCUGAGGCACCUCCGCGGAUGCCAACAUUGCGUCGACCAAGCCGGUGUUAGGAGUGGAUCAACCUUCCGGCUACGGAAUCACAAUCCCCCGCUUCGCACUCUGUCGUCUGCAAAGAAAAAGACAGAGAUGGAUCCAACCGAGCAUCGGUCGGCGAAAGCAUGGACAUCGGCGUUUGGAGAUACCUCCGAGGACGAUCGCGAAAACAGAGUGCAAAUUGGAGAGGAUUUUUUGGGACCCGCGGCCGUUGGCCGAUCUCGCAAACGACCUCGGCCGUGGCGUAGUGGUCAACGAAAUGCCGCUCCUUCGUUCUCGACCAGGGAUGGUCAAAAGAGUGCCACAGAUACUGUUACAUCUGUCGACAGCAAACACCGCGUGCCAACAUCCUCCAUCGAUUCGUCUUCCCUGGUGACAUCGGAAGAACCAGUCACCGGUGGAGACCUCAAGAAAAACGACGAAUCGUUAUCGCUGCCGUACCCCAAGGGAAAGCCGUGGAGGGUUUUGUUUCCGUAUCCCCACGGAGAACCUACGAAAUCACCACGGCAAUCGCUCUGGGACUUUCACAAGCGAAUACCGAGCUUGGAGCAAUUGCGACGAGCAUGGGAGUUGUACAAGAAAACAUGGGAGGACGGAAUCCAGGGAAACCCCACCGAACGGAACGACGAGAACGAUGUGGCAACGAAAGUCAGCAGCAGAAAGGGUGGCGGCGACGAUGGCGACUACCUCGCAAAGGAAACGGAGCAACAACUGCGGGAGAUUGGCGACAACGCAACCAAGAACCUGAACGCCGUCCGCAAGGAUGCCCAGAACCUUUUGGAACACGCCAAGGAAACGACCGGAAUCUACACCCAGGACGAUGCCAAAGCACUGGCAUCGGAAGCGAUGAAAAUUGCCACGGAAUGCAUCCGCGAAUUCAUGGGUGGGUAUCGAAAGGGGAGGGACAGCGAAAUCGAUAAAAUGCUCCAUGAAUACUUUCAGGAAGAAGACAACAACAACGCUAGAAGUAAAGGAGAAAAUACACAGUUUGCGCCAGAGAGUGCAUUUGGGAAGAACGGUGAUAGAGAUAGCAGUGAUCAAACAAUACUAGCAACAAAACGACGACGCAAGAAAAGGAAGCCCAAGAGGGGAAUUCCAAGGACAUAGAUCGGCACCGUGCAUGCGAUGAGUUUCUUGACCGCUUGCCCGACUUUUGGGUUGACUUUCAUUUUACUUCUUCUUUUGUGCUAGUAUCGUCGGCAUGAAAGAUGACGGAUCCCAAACUUUUGGAAACGAUUAUGUUUUCGUACAGGUCGUUUGUUACGAAGAAAAUUGGGUAAAUGCCUUUGUUUGAUCGGCAAGGGAAAGCACAAGGAAGUCUAUAUAUGGCGGAAGCAUUUCCUCACUGUAGCAUCAUGAAAGUAGUUAGAAUCCGUACUACUUCCCUUCCUUCCAAUCUCUCUCGAGAGCACUACGAGUACGAGUACUACUACCGUAGUCAUGGGAUACAUGAUAGUCCAAGUAUUUGAAGUAUGAUGAAUACGAGUACGUAGCGUACGUACCGUUAGGAACGAAGUACAGUAAUUCGGAUUCCGAGGUCAAUUUAAAAUUGAACCCGAACGAAGGAACUGAUUUACUUCCACGUGGAAUGGACCUGGACUACAUCGACCUAAUUUUGGUCAUUUUCUACUUUUAAAAAUGCCGUUAAAAAAUGCCUGUUUUCGGCUGAAUAAGAAUAAUUUUUGGACAAAAAUACACCAAUUCUCGCUUGCCUCCCGAAACUACGUUUACGUUUACGAUUACGGUCUUCUGGCCAUGGCGGAUAGGGACGGCUAUUGCACAGUGCAUCAUACCAGAAGUUCGUCCACCGAAUAGUGGAAGAGUAGAAACUACCUCGCGAUCGUUUCGAAUUCAUACUUGCACCAAGUUUAACCCGUUGAUGAGACUGGGUUGGAGUCAAAAACGAAGCUUAGUGAGGAUUGAAUUGAAAUAAGUUCCUUCGAGAAGAACAACGAAAAGAGAGUCGAAUACAUACCGCGCGAUAGUAACUAUUCCUUCACUGCUAGAGCACGUUUACUAGUCAGAAAAGACUUUAGAUAAUCCAUCAUGUCGCAAAUGACACCAGCCGAUCAGGCCAUUGUAAGGGCCCUGCCAGGCAACACUGUAUGCUGUGAUUGCGGUCAGAAACACCCACAGUGGGCCAGCGUGAGCUUUGGAAAUAUGUUUUGCUUGGAUUGUAGUGGUAUCCAUCGGUACGUUUCCGUUCGGUUUCACGGAGUUGGAACAGAUCUAUUGUUAUGAAUUAAAUGAUGUCAUAUGGAGCUUUGUGAGCAAUUCUGGCAGUCGAAACAGAAGAUUGCCCUGCUCGCCGUGCCCCAAGGACCUUAACGCUUACAAAUUCCUCCUAAUCCUUUUCUCGGUCCAAAAACACGUUGUAUAAAAUUCUGCCCCACAGUUCAUUAGGUGUUCACAUUU
Messenger RNA from Pseudo-nitzschia multistriata, 2529 nucleotides. Lineage: Eukaryota; Bacillariophyta; Bacillariophyceae; Bacillariales; Bacillariaceae. The record is from the annotation of a GenBank genome assembly.